Molecule: messenger RNA, 5605 nt
Organism: Linum trigynum
Lineage: Eukaryota; Viridiplantae; Streptophyta; Magnoliopsida; Malpighiales; Linaceae
Source: the annotation of a GenBank genome assembly
CUAACAUCAUUUAAGUAGGUAAAGAAUACAAAAUAAAGACAAACAAUAUUAUUUGAUCUAAUGCUCACGAAUUAUAAAAAAAAAAUAAGUGAAAUCGAAUUGUAUGAUUUAAUGUUUUGUUUACACAAUCAAAAUAGUGUCAAGGAAAACAUUAUAUCAUAUCGAAUAAUUUAUUACUGAAAGGUCUAGGUCUCGUCAUAUAUCAUGUUACAACUUCCUUAUUUUGAACAUCGAUUUAAUCAAUCUGAUUAAAUCCCCCCCCCCCCCCCCACCACCAAAUAAUUCCCUGUAAUUAAGGGCUCGUUUGGUUUUGGUGAUAGUUUGGUUGGGAUAGUUACAAUGCAUCGUUUUUUUAUUUUAUUUUAUGCACAAAAAAAAAAUACAUGUAUUGUUUGUUUGAUUUGACACAAACUAUAACUCAAAAUGAGUGAUAGUUAAAUCUCAAGUUUUGGUUGAGAUUGUUUGGUAGAGAUUGUUGGGUUUUGUUUUGUUCCUACUUCCAACUUUGUCCCUACUUUUUUUUAUGUGUGUUGCUUAUUUAAUAUUAAAAACAAAGGGCAAAAGUGACGUUUCAUCCAAAAGUAAUAUAACUUAUUUCGAUAUUUGAAUAAUUAUCACAGAAAGCAAACGAUGUAAACUACAAUACAACAAUUUUCUUAUAUACAUAUAUAUUAUUAUGCAUGCAUUAAUAAUAAUAACAAUGCAUCAAUUUAACUAUCACCAAAAUCAAAUUCAUACAAGAUAUUUAAUUAAGUAUAAGCUCAAAUAUAAAUCUUAAACUAGAGCAUAAAGACUAACCUUUUUUUAAUCAUUCCCAAACUAAAUCGUGAAUCGUGAUUCAUGAAGGUAUGAAAAAACUUACUUUGAGAUUUCAAUAAGGAGAAGAAAGCUAGGUAGAAGAAAGUAUAAAUUAGGGUUAAUAUUUUCGUAUGGCCCGAACUUUGACUAAAAUAAACAUCCUGACCAAUCUUUUCGAUCUAUAACAUCCUGGCCCGAAUUAUACACCAAAAUAAACAAUUUGGUCAGAUCCGACUUUUGACCGUUAACUUGGACGGUCAAACGCGUUGACCGUUAGUCAACGCGCCAUGUCAUUGCCAAGUUAGCAUAAAAUAUUUAAAAUAAUUCACAAUUUCCACACAUUUCCUAAUUUUAAAUCAUUAUAAAUUAAAAAAUCAUCUAAUCCCUUAGUUAAACCAAAAAUAAAAAAACGAAAAAAAUUAAAUAUUUAUCAGAUCUUCUGACUUGGCAGUGACGUGGCGCGUUGACCGUUAGUCAACGCGUUUGACUGUCCAAGUUAACGGUCAAACAUCAGGUUUGGCCAAAUUGUUUAUUUUGUUGUAUAGUUCGGGCCAAGAUGUUAUAGAUCGAAAAGUUUAGCCAGGAUGUUUAUUUUGAUCAAAGUUUAGGCCAUACAAAAAUAUUAACCCUAUAAAUUAACUAAUCCAGUAUUAUUGGUUUCUUGCAAAAGUAUCCAAAGAUUUUUUUUUUUUCAUUUUAAUCCUGUGGAUGACGUGGACCAAUAAGCUCCAAGAUUCCCAACCUACCAGUACCAGCUUCAGAGACUUCACUCAGUCCCUCCUUUCCCUUCUUCUUCUUCUCCAAUUUCUUAGCAACCAAACACUCGUGUCUCUCCCCACUGACCGCAACCAUGGCAGCCGCCGCAGCAAUCUUCCUCUUCCUCCUAAUCUCCGCCGCCGCCGCAGCGCCAGAACCCCGUCCCCAAACCUUCAUCGUGCACGUGUCCCAAUCCCACAAGCCGGCCCUCUUCUCCUCCCACCGCGACUGGUACGCCUCCAUCCUCCCCCACCCUUCCGCCCUCCUCUACACCUACUCCCACGCCGCCGCCGGCUUCUCCGCCUCCCUCACCGCCGACCAAGCCUCCCGCCUCCUCCGCACCCCGGGAAUCCUCUCCGUCGUCCCCGACCAGAUCCGCCACCUCCACACCACCCACACCCCUUCCUUCCUCGGCCUCUCCCCCUCAUCCCCACUCUCCCUCAACUCCGCCAACGGCGACGGCGUCAUCAUCGGCGUCCUCGACACCGGGAUCUGGCCCCUCCACCCCAGCUUCGACGACGCCGCCUUCCCCGCCGCCGCCGACAAAAUCCCUGCCAAGUGGCGCGGAGUCUGCGAGAGCGGCAAGGAUUUCCCCGCCGCUGCUUGUAAUCGAAAGCUGAUCGGAGCCAGAGCAUUUUACAAAGGGUAUGAGAGCUACAGGGGAAGGCCGAUCGACGAGACGGUGGAAUCGAAAUCUCCGAAAGAUACGGAAGGUCACGGCACCCACACGGCGUCGACAGCUGGCGGAUCCGUCGUUACGAACGCCAGCCUGUUCGGCUACGCCGCCGGCGACGCGCGGGGGCUGGCGCCGAGCGCGUGGAUCGCCGCCUACAAGAUCUGCUGGUCGCCGGGAUGCUUCGAUUCCGACAUCCUCGCCGCAUUUGACCAGGCCGUUGACGACGGGGUCGACGUCAUCUCCCUCUCCGUCGGAGGCAGCUACCCGCCUCCAUACGACAGCGAUUCGAUCGCCAUCGGAGCUUUCGCGGCAGCGAAAAAGGGGAUCGUCGUCUCCUGCUCGGCGGGGAAUUCCGGGCCCGGAGCUUACACGGCGACGAACAUCGCUCCGUGGAUCCUGACCGUCGGCGCGUCUACCGUUGACCGUGAUUUCCCUGCCGAUGUUGUGCUCGGAGAUGGAAGCGUGCACCGCGGAGUUUCGCUUUACGGUGGGGUUGGUCUGCCGGAGGGGGAACUUUUGCCUCUGGUUUACAGCGCCGAUUGCGGGAGCAGGUACUGCUAUUCCGGCAACCUCGACCCGGCAAAGGUGAAAGGCAAGAUCGUGCUCUGCGAUCGCGGAGGGAACGCGAGGGUCGAGAAAGGAGCGUCGGUAAAGCUCGCCGGCGGUGCUGGGAUGAUAAUGGCGAACACUGAUUUAGAAGGAGACGAGCUUCUCGCCGACGCUCAUCUCAUUCCCGCCACCAUGGUGGGAGCGACGGAAGGGGACAAAAUCCGCGCCUACAUUCAAUCCGCCGCAUCUCCCUCUGCCACCAUCCAAUUCAGGGGAACUGUGAUCGGAGAAGACACCCCGCCUGCUCCUAAAGUGGCAUCGUUUUCCAGCCGGGGACCGAACAGGGUCACGCCGGAGAUCCUCAAACCGGAUGUCAUCGCUCCCGGCGUCAACAUUUUGGCUGGCUGGACCGGCGCCGCAGCACCAUCGGACUUGGAAAUUGAUCCCAGAAGAGUUACAUUCAACAUCAUUUCAGGUACUUCAAUGUCCUGCCCACAUGUUAGCGGCCUAGCCGCAUUGCUCAAGGGAGCACACCCCGAUUGGUCUCCGGCAGCAAUUAAAUCGGCUAUGAUCACGACGGCGACAACAUUCGACAACUCCGGGGAGAACAUCAACGAUCUGGCCAUUGGCAAAGGGACGACUCCGUUUGUUUACGGUGCAGGGCAUGUUGUUCCUAAUGCCGCUGUGAGCCCGGGGCUGGUUUACGACCUCAACACGACAGACUACGUCUCGUUCCUCUGCUCGAGCGGGUACAGUGCAUCGAGGAUCGCGGUGAUCUUCGGCGAGCCCAUUGCGUCGGACGUCUGCGAGCAUGCACCGGCGCUGACCGCCGGUCCGGGGGACCUGAACUACCCGUCGUUCUCCGUGGUGUUCAAACCGAAAUCGGAUGUGGUCACGUACAAGAGGGUGGUGAAGAAUGUUGGGAGUUCGGUGGAUGCGGUCUACGAGAUCAAAGUGAAUGCUCCAAUGAACGUUGAUGUCCAGGUCUCGCCGUCGAAGCUCGUGUUUAGCAAGGAGAGUUCGUCUCUGGCGUACGAGAUCACGUUCUCGAGUUCUGUUGUUGGUUUCUCGAACGCUGUUGCGAGUCAGAGCUUCGGGUUCGUGGAGUGGAGCGAUGGAGUGCAUAAGGUGAGGAGUCCUAUUGCUGUGCAAUGGAGGCAGGGAGGUUCUGUGGAGUCUAUUUGAAGGCGCAUGCCACAUUAUCUAUCAUCAAGGUGAAGACAUUUUCAUGGUCUUUUGCUUUAGGUUUCUGCCUGGUGCAGUGGUUGGAUUAUAAUAGGACGCUUGUUUUUUUUGCUUGUUCUACGUCGGUGGAUUAAUUGCCUCUGGUUUUCUCCAUUGAUUGUGGAGGAAAGAAUGUACAUAUGUACCAUCUCAAACUAGAUGUUGUGGAUCAUAUGAUGCUAACUCUACGGGGGUUUAGCAAGCUUGGUUGAGAAUGAAAUUGCAACAAAUUAACUCCACAGACUUUCUUCCUCUGUUAUUCUAACAGGAUCGAAUGUUAGACUGAAAAAGUUAGUGGUUUAUAGUUUAGUGGUUAACCGUUAUGAAACUAUUAGUUAAUAUUUGAUAAUAUCGUUCAUCUGCUAAAAUUAUUAAUUCAUAUAGGAUGACGUCAUACUUUAUGUCAAAUUAUUAUUAUUAUUAUUAUUUUUUGUGUGGUUAAAUGAUGAAUCAGUGUAUUGACGUGACUUGAAUCGGACUAUCAACCACUACGAGUGGAAUAGUCGUUAUGAAAGUAUUAGUUAACCCACGGUGUACGUCCUCAAUGUUAUUUGGGUUCGGGUUCUGGGCUUGGUUGUAACCGUUUUUUCCUAUACCAGAUUGGAUUAGUGUUAGACCUAGAAGAAGUACUAUAUAUAUACUUCUCAUACUUCUCUGUAAUCUGUAAUCUCAUAGAUAUAGUGAAACUGACUCUCUCUCGCCCGUGGACUAGCUAACACACAUCGUGUUAGUGAACCACGUAAAUCGUGUGUCUGUUUUCGAUUCUCGCUUUCGUAUUCUUGCUUUCUCGAUCCCGACGAUUUCCUGAUCCGUAGCAGCGCAGUUAUAACACAGUGGAAUAGUCAAACCGGAAUGGUUCAUCUGGUUUCAUGGCAAACUAUUAAAAAUCGUUUGUUCUAUCCCUAACCAUCUAAGUCACUGGUUUAGUAAUUCUACUAGUCUAACCGAUGGUCUGAUUCGGUUCUUAUAACAAUUCUUUGACCACAUCACCCUAAUUUUUAGCUAACACUACUAACUGAUGAGCGAACAUGAGUGCAUACUUGAUCAUGAAGUUGUCAAAUUUUGUUGCGUUGACUCUAAGCAUCCAAGGAUUAUUAUUAUUAUUAUUAUUAUUAUUAUUAUUAUUAUUAUUAUAUUUUGUGGUUAAAUGAUGAAUCCGUGUAUUGACGUGACUUGAAUCGGACUAUCAACCACUACGAGUGGAAUAGUCGUUAUGAAAGUAUUAGUUAACCCAGGGUGUACGUCCUCAAUGUUAUUUGGGUUCGGGUUCUGGGCUUGGUUGUAACCGUUUUUUCCUUUACCAGAUUGGAUUAGUGUUAGACCUAGAAGAAGUACUAUAUAUACUUCUCAUACUCCUCUGUAAUCUAUAAUCUCAUCGAUAUAGUGAAACUGACUCUCUCUCGCCCGUGGACUAGCUAACACACAUCGUGUUAGUGAACCACGUAAAUCGUGUGUCUGUUUUCGAUUCUCGCUUUCGUAUUCUUGCUUUCUCGAUCCCGGCGAUUUCCUGAUCCGUAGCAGCGCAGUUAUAACACAGUGGAAUAGUCAAACCGGAAUGGUUCAUCUGGUUUCAUGGCAAACUAUUAAAAAUCGUUUGUUCUA